GGUGGCGGCCGGGAAGAAGCAGCCAUUUCCAAACAAAGGACUUCCUUCUCUGAGGGGCGGCUUGGUAGGAGCCGAGCUCCCUUAGACCCGGCCAGCCUCCAUCGAGUCUCCAUGCGCACACGCGCGGCUCGCCUCUUUUUUUGGGGGGGGAAGCGCGCGCUCCGGCACCCGCUCCUGCAUCAUCCACACAGGCGCGGGCGCGCGGGCGGAGUCACCAGCCCGCGGAUUUCUCCGGGAGAUCCGGGCGAGCCGGAGACGGCGCGGCAACGCUCUCCUGCCCGAAGCGUGGCCGGGAGAACUCAGAGCGGCCGGCUAAACGUUAAACCUGGGACUCUGGGAGGUUUUCCCUCAGCGGCAGCGGCGGCGACGCUGCGUCGUCAUGGGCGGUCAGGCGCAUCUCUCCCCGCGCUGCCUUGAAGGCGGAAACGGCGCGGUUUUGCGCUCCGUCGGAGGGGGCGGCGGCGGCGGCGCCUCCUCCUCAGCCUGCCGUUGACUGCGAGGGUUGCAGCCGGACGGGAGAGCCGCUUUCACGAGUGGACGACGGGACGCCCGCCUGACAGGCCGGCCCAAGAAGGACAGAUACUGAAGCUGAAGCUCAAACACUUUGGCCACCUAAUGAGGUGGUGAAGAUAGCCAAUGGCCUCCUAAUAAACAGAAGACCUCUUUGAAGCUGAAUGAAGUCUUGCAGUCACAACAAAAAGUUCUGAAAAAAAUAUACAGUAUUGCAGCUAAUUUAUUCCACUGAAACAAUUUUGGAAUGCCUAUAUCUGACACCACUGACAGUCAAAUAUAAUCAUCAUAAUAAAAAAGAUCAGAUUCUCAAACCCUUUGAAGAAGGAAUACAAAGGAUGCCAUCCAUCACAAGAAAUUCAGGUGAGAACGGGAGCGUCGGCGAGGUGAAGAAGCGCUGCGGGGAGACGGAGCAGCCGCAGGCGGGAGAGGUCGCGGAAGGCGGCGGCGAGAGGUCCCCGGCGAUGGAGCCGAUCGUGUCGCCCGAGGAAGGGCCGAACGCCCAGCUUCCCUUGCAGGCGCCCUGCAGCUUCAGCUCAGCGCUCUGCUUCAGCUCGUCCGGCGACGGCAGCGGCGGCGGCGGCGGCGGCGAUGAUGACCAGGCUCCGCAUCCGGAGCUCGACGCCGCCUCUCCUUCCUCCUCCUCGUCCGGCAGCUGCAGCAGCAGCAGCAGCCGCGUGGUGAAGCACCAGUGGGACAUUAACAACGCGGCGCCCGAGUCGGAGGAAGAGGAGGAGGGCGGGGGCAGCAGCAGCAGCCGCGGCAAACCCUCGCCGGUCUCCGUGGGCAGCCCCGAUCCGAUCGGCGAGUCGCCCCUUCAGCCUUUCCCUUCGCAGGCGCCGGCCGAAGAGCCGGAUUUGGUGAUCGAAGUGUCCGGGCGGCGGAUCCGGGCGCACAAAGCGGUGCUGGCGGCCAAGAGCGACUAUUUCCGCGCCCGCUCCUCGCGGGACAUCCUGCGCCUCAAAGGGGUGAGCUACGGGGCGCUGCGCCUGCUGCUGGAGUACGUCUACACGGCGCGCAUGGGCGAGGUGCGGCACGACAACCUGGCCGAGGUGGUGAGCGGCGCCCGCGUGCUCCAGAUGCCCUGCGCCCUGCACUGCGCCGCCGAGGCCAUGCGGGCCCAGCUCAGCCUCGACAACUGCUACCAGCUGCUCUGCCUGGCCAAGAAGCAGCGGCUGGCCGAGCUGCGCGAAGCCGCCUUCCGCUUCAUGAGCGACCACUACCUGCAGGUGCUGCGCGAGCCCGCCGUCUACGGCCGCCUGAGCGGAGCCGAGCGGGACCUCAUCCUGCGGCGCCGCCUGGAGGCCGGCAAGGCCUGCCUGCUGGUGGCCGAGGUGAGCGACGCCUUCGAGCGGCUCGGCGCCGGCAGCCGGCCUCAGAGCCGCGAGAGCAGCCGCCCGCAGAGCCCGUCCUCGGUGGUGUCCUUGGAGGACGGUGGCGCCCUGCUCUACAGCUACCAGGAGGCGGACCAGGAGUGGAGCGUCCUCACCCGACUGCCCGAGGAGGCCAACGCCAAGGGAUGCGCCAUGUGCGUCCUCUACAACUAUCUUUUCUUAGCGGGCGGGAUCUCCACCGGGCCUGGCGACCAGCGGCCCAAGCUGUCGGACAAGGUGUUUUGCUACAACCCCUUAACUGAUACCUGGAGCCAGGUCAAGCCCAUGGGGCAGGCACGCUCUCAGCUGAAGCUCCUGGCCCUGGAUGGGUAUCUCUACGCGGUGGGUGGGGAAUGCCUCUUCACGGUGGAGAAAUACGACCCCCGGUCGGACCGGUGGAGCCCUGUGGCCCCUCUGCCCAAGGGGGCUUUUGCUGUGGCUCAUGAGGCGACCACCUGCAACGGGGAGAUCUACGUGUCUGGAGGCUCCCUCUUCUACCGGCUGCUCAAGUACGACCCCAAGCGGGACGAGUGGCAGGAGUGUCCUUACAACAGCAGCCGGCGCCGCUCGGCUGACAUGGUGGCCUACAAGAGCUUCAUUUACCGCUUCGAUGUGAGCAGCAGCCGUGGGGAACAAGGGCAGAGCGCCGGCGUGGAAGUCUUCCAGUAUAAUACGGUGGCCAAGCACUGGCGUCAGUGUGCUUCCUUUCGCCCUGCUGGCAGCCCGGUCCAACCUUUUCGCUGUGCUGCAUUGGGCAGCACCAUCUAUUGUGUCAACCGGACUGGGAUGUUGAGCUUCAAUUUGGCUCAGAAUGGCGAGGUGGAAGCGAACGGGGGACCUAAAGGCACCUUUGAUACAGAACUGCUCAAAACUCCCUUCGAUGCUAAAGGUCUCCUCCUCCCAUUUGUGCUUAUCCUCCCAGAGAAGGAGAAAAUUGGGGAGCCAGAGAGUCCUCUGUCAUUGUGAGAGAUGACCUGGUGUUCGGGUCGCUGCUUAGCAUGCAGUUUGUCCCUUUUAUCUGUGACGUCAACAACGUAGAGCUUUUACUGAAGCAUGAAUAAGGGCUGGCACAAGCUCUUCAGUCUUGGGUGGUGAUGAUGGUUGGGCUCCAAAGGCAAUAGAAGUAGCAGAAGAUAAUCCGAGGUGGAAAGGCAGCAGUAUGUAACAACUCCUUCGAGGGUAUAGAAGCAAAGGAGAUCAUUGUCAGAAAUGGCUUUAGUUCAUGCAUGUACACACCAUCGUGGGGGAUUAUUGUGUUCCACCUAAAAGUGUUGGCUAGCUGUUCAGAGGCUUCCUUACUGCACUUCAUGUAGGAAAGAAUUCAUCUCUUGGCACUCAUGCAAACCAGCCAGUGAAAAGCUGCUAGAACAGAUUUAAUUGUUGUACCGUAUCUGCGUCCCUUUCCAAUCUAGAAGUAUGUUGGAUCUGUGUAAAAACCAGGAAAAACCCAUUUUAAUUUCAGCUAUGGCAGUGUUCUCUUUGUACAUAGACAUCUUUGAAAGGAGAUUCUUCUAGGCAACUUUUGCUUGAUCUUCUUGCUCUUGGAUGCAAGAAAGGAGCCAUAGGAGAACUAGGAGCAUGUAAGGUGGGAAGGGAUCCUAGUUUUAAUAGGCAAAAAAAAGUUCUUGUAUGAAAAAGCAAUAGGCGAUCAUCCACCUCAUCAUCUUUUCUUGUUUGCAUUUUUAAGUUUAAUGGAAUCUUUAUUGAAGACAUGGCAUUGUGCAACAAUUGUGGGUGAUUUGACAGAAGCAUGACUUAAGGUUUGAAACAAGUAACAUUUCUCCCAUUUGUAUAUGUUGGAAAAAGAAGGAAAGUAAAAAAAAAAAGCACCAAUAUAUCUAAUUCAGUUCUGGGUUUGCUUUUUUUUUUUAAUGUACAACUUUUUUUAGGCAAGAUCAGAAAUAUAUAUAAUCAGUUUUAGUCUUAACAUGCAUUUGUGUUUUUUAAACAUAGUUUUGCACUGUAAUUUGCAUAUUCAAAUCUUUACAACUUGUCAGGAAAGAACGUAUCGACAAAAUUUCAAUAAGGGAAACUUUUGUUUGCGUAAGAUUACUAUCUUCUGCAGAUCAAUACCCAUCAAGGUAAACCAACUGUGGCUUACUUGAAAUGUAUUGAAAGACUUCACUUUUUUGUCCAGAAUCUUUUAAGAGGAAUUUAUUCUUCUGUUACUCAAAUAAGAAAAUGGAUAGUUUUUAAGCCAACUGAUUUCCAUUUUGCACUGGUAGUGUGCUGGAUUGUAAAUGAGACUGGUUUUAUUUUAGUUAAUAAUUUACUUGUCAAGUUCAUUAUAUAUAGAGGUCAUAUCCCUUUUCUUCUUAAAUCCUUUGUUGAGUCAUUGCUUACUAAGCCUGUUGAAAGGAAAGCAUCAGCUUUCAUACAUGUAGAUAUCUGGAACAGAAAUAUUUUCAAUUAAUUUAUCUUUAUUUAAUUCUAUCAGCUGCCCUCCAAAAUGCUGCCUACAAUGAUUUUUUCAAAUUAUCAGUAGCAUAGCUGACACUUCAUAUCCAAUCAUUGGAUUGGCAUGUCAUGCUGAGCCACAAGUUGACUAAUCAUGAUGAGUUGACUUAAGUAAAGCAUGGGUUGGUUCACAGAUCACACUAAGAUUGUGCAGAUUGUAAUGGUUAGGUUUAAUAUCGUGAUAAGCCAGAACCAAGCAAUUCAUGUCAUAAGUUAGUACAUUCUGUUUUUAUUUUUUUAUAAUAAAAGGAAAAACAUAACGCAAACAUAAAAUUAUAUAAAUGCACACAUGCAUAAGGAAAUAACUUAGUUAUUAAAUUGAACUUUGAUCACACAGAGAAGUAUUAAAUCUGACUUUUAUGUCAAUACAGGUAGUCCUCGACUUAUGAGCACAAUUGAACCCAACAUUUCUGUUGCUAAGCAAGACAGUUAAGUGAAUUUUGCCCCUUUUUACAACCUUUCUUACCUCAGUUGUUAAGUGAAUCACUGCAGUAGUUAAGUUAGGAACAUGGUUGUUAAGUAAAUCAGGCUUCCCCGUUGACUUUGCUUGUUAGAAGGUCUCAAAAGAUGGAUCACUUGAUCCCGGGACACUGCGGCCAUCAUAAAUACAUUCCAAUGACCACUUAACAGGUGUAAGUGCGAAAAAUGUUCAGAAGUAACUUGUUCAGUGCCAUUGUAACUUUGAAGGGUCACUGAACAAAUUGAUGUAAUUCGAGGACCACCUGUAUAGGACAAGUUCAAAUAAAUGUGCUUCUUCAAUCCAGGUUUAAAACUGGCUUGACAGUGUCUUUCCACAGGAAGAAAACCAUUUAUUUUUGCAGAAGUCCAUGUAGUUUUUCAUACAUUGUUGAAUCCCAUAUUUUAGAUAAUUGGUUAAACAUUAUCCUUUGAAAUCUUACUUUUCUUUCUAAUGCUCUAUUAAAAUAUUUAUUAAUAGCAAGCCAGAAAGGGACCAGUAUGUAGCAGGCCCAUUAAACAUGUGCCGGUAUUUCUUCCACGGUUUUAAGACCCAACCUACCGAAGAUGAAAUCCAGCUGUUUCCUAACAUGACUGAGUAUGUCUUCAACCAGGGCUGAUUUUGAAAGUCCCGUCUGGUUCAUAAGCAGCUCUGAGCUUGGAGGAAGAAUCUUGCUGGCCUGGGAGCAAAAAAAUACCCCACUUACAAGGAAGUAAUAAUAUAUAUUGCAUUAUUGCAAUACAAUCUCUGCUCCUUAGAUAUUUUGUAAGUGCUGUUACAUACAAGCAUGAAAAGGCAGAGCUUGCCUUGUGAUGCCAUUAACCAUGGACCACUCUGUUGGGAUAAUUGUGAUUAGGAAUCCCUGUGCAUUCUCCCAUCUAUAGUAUUAAUAAGGAAUUUUGUGGACUUCAUUGUAUAGGUGCUUGCCAACAAACUUGUGUUUCCAAAAGAGUCUUACAGAAACUAAUUAAUCCCUUUUUUUAAAAAGUGAAAAAAUCAGUUCCUAAAUCUGUUUUUUAUUCUAUCUUCCUUGAGAUAGGAUAAAAAAAAAAAAAACAAACACAGAUGUAAGAACUUCAUAUCUCUUUUUAUCUUUAUCCAGGUGCAGUUUGGCUAGAAGCAGACUGAGGCGCUCAGCUCUAGAGGGUGGUUUUGAACCAAUAUUCUUUCCUCUCAGCUCAUGCUAAAUAUUCAAACAUACUCAUUUUAAAUCUUUCAGUAUUAACUCUGCUAUUCAGCUCUUAAGCCCUCAAAUAACAGCUUGCUAAAAGGUUGAAUUUAUUUCAGCCAUAGGCUUUUCUACAAAACUGACUGUUUUAUAUAGCAUGCUAACCAGUGAUGAAAUCCAAAUUUUUUUACUACCGGUUCUGUGGGUUUGGUGGGCAUGGCUUGGUGGGCGUGGCAGGGGAAGGAUACUGCAAAAUCUCCAUUCCCAUCCCACUCCAGGGGAAGGAUACUGCAAAAUCCCUUCCCACUCCUGGGGGAAGGAUAUUGCAAAAUCUCCAUUCCUACCCCACUUGGAGGCCAGUCAGAGUGGUAUUUGCUGGUUCUCCGAACUACUCAAAAUUUCCGCUACCGGUUUUCCAGAACCUGUUAGAACCUGCUGGAUUUCACCCCUGAUGCUAACUGAAAAAAAUGAUUUUAGGGUUGGAGUGUUGCACUUGCAGUAGUGACAUAUGGAAUUAUUAUUAUUAUUAUUUUGGUAUUCUUCGUCUUCUAGUCCCUGGGACGUUCACCAACAGGCCUGCAGUGCAAUGGAACAUUAGAGGUGUGAGAAAUUUGUCGACACUUCUCACAUUCUUAUUUUGCAGUCCCCAAGCUGAAGGGUGGAUGGAGGUUUUAUACAGGUAGUCUUCAACAUACAACAGUUCAUUUAGUGACCAUUCAAAGUUAUAACUGAAAAAAGUGACAUGACCAUUUUUCACACGUAUGACCAUUUCGGUAUCCCCAUGGUCACAUGAUUUACAUUUGGAAGCUUGCCAACUGGUUCAUAUUUAUGAUGGUUGCAGUGUCCCGGGGUCAUGUGAUCCCCUUUUGCGACCUUCUGACAAGCAAACUCAAUGUGGGAAGCCAGAUUCACUUAACAACCGUGUUACUAAUUUAACAACUGCAGUGAUUCACUUAAUUAAAUGAUUCACUUAAUAAAUGUGGGAAGAAAGUCGUAAAAUGGGGUAAAACUCACUUAACAAACUUCUCACAUAGCAACAUCAAUUCUGUGCUCAAUUGUCAUAAAUUGAGGGCUACCUAUAGAAGGAAAGAAAGAACUGGGAGAUAGGAUGGGAAUCUUACCCUACUUUCAGCAUAUGAAGAUGGAGGGAAAAAACCUACAGUGCAUGAAAAAUGUUAGGUCUAAGAUCUUUAUUGGUGGUAAUUUGGUACAGAUUUGACCAUGAAACCGGAAGGAGCUAUUUAAAGCGUAUAAUUUAAUUUCAGAGAAGGGCUGUAGAAAAUACCUGAUUAAAAUACUUUUCACAAGAUGCCAACUUUACAAUUUAUUAUUUCCAAAGGAAGCCAGUAAUUCCUGUAAUGAGACAUAUCAGGAGUGAAAAUAAAAAUACUAAUUUAUAUUCGCCUUGGUUUAAAAAUAAAAUAAAAAUAAAUCACUUUUAAAAUUGGCUUUACAGUUGUGAAAUGGUUAGAUGUAUACGUUUAUUUUUUUAAAACAGAACUGGCAGAAUAUCUCUUAAAACUGGUAAAUGUGAAAUUUAAAACUUCAAGUGAGCAUUUUCUAAGAUUACUGUUGCUUAUAUUUUCUUCUGCAUACUCAGAGUUUAGGACCAGGCCAUGACAAGCAUUGAGUAAUAUGUUUGCUUGUUUUACUCAUGGGAAAAAUAUGGUUUUACUAACAAUUGUUCUCCAUAAAUAAACAAACAAACACACAAAUAAUUCAUGUUAGACUAUAGUGAAACUUAUCAAGAUUUACUGUGAUAGUUUAGUUAUAUGCCUCUGGUUUUUUAAAAACAUGAUCCAGUCUGCCAGAGAUCUCUGCUUCUUUCUUACUGUCACCUUGGUAGUUCUUUCUGGUUUUAACAUAAGGAAGCGGGAAGCUGAACGUUAUGCCCAACUAAGUUUAAAUGAUUGCCUGGAAAAUGUCCACAAAUACAUCAAGAGUACUUGUAUUACAUCUGUCAGAGAAAAAGGUUGGCUCUUAAUUCAAUUUAAAAUGCUCUGAAUUAAUUCAGAUGCUACUACAUUCACAAAUAAAGGAAAUAAGUCCAAAUAAACUGAAUUCUGCUUUGCUGCACAUUUCAAGGAAAAAUUAUGAAAUACAGUUUCCUGUAUUUCAACAUUUUGUUUGAGACAGCAAUUUUAUAAACAUCACAAACAAGCUAAACCUUCCACUUUUAUUUUACCCAUUUAACUGGAUAGUAGGUUUUAAUGCUGCAGAAAGUCAGUGCAACUAUUUCAUUUCAUUUCUUUAUUACCCUAAUUGUCUCGUGAGGGUACCUUAAUAUAUCUUCCCUCUGCCUGCUAAUUGUCUUGCUAUAUAUCUUCUCAAAGGCUUUGGGAGUAAUUUGAUGCAGAGAAUGCUGGCUUUCAUCCUAUUAAGCAAGGACACUUCUAUUACUGCAGUUAAGAUUUUUCAUUUCUUUCCUCUCUGGUAUUAUAUGUUCCGGAUUUGCUCAUUUGCCCUUCAAAACCAACUCCAGAACAAAUUUGAUAGUGAAGAGUGGGAGGUAGAGUGAAAGUACUCGACUUAUGACAACAAUUGAAUCCCAAAGUUUUGUUGCUAAGCAGGACAGUUGUUAAGCGAAUUUUACCCCAUUUUACAACCUUGCUUGCCACAGUAGUGGUUAGCUGCAGUUGUUAAAUUAGUAACCCCAGAAUACUGCAACUGUCAUAAAUACAAGUCAGUUGCCAAGUGUCCAAAUUUGGAUCACAUGACUAUGGGGAUGCUGCAGUGGUCCUAAGUGUGAAACAUUGUCAUUCUUUUCAGAGCCAUUAUAACUUCAAACAGUCACUCAAUGAAUGGUUGUAAAUCAAGGACUACCUGUAUUAGAAUUGUGUAAAAAUAUGCUACUGAAUCGAAUCUAAUAAGCAGAUUGGAUGAAAAUGUUGACAAAUAUUACUUUUACUAUUUCACAUAGUUCAGUAAUAUAUAAAUCUCAAGUUCUGCAAUACUAGUAAAAUUGUGUUCUCUUUGAAUUCAAAGUUAGGCACAGUUGAGUAUUUCCAGGACUAUAAUCUGUACUUAAUUACUAGCCAUUUCACUUCAUUUCCUUUAUGUGAGGCCUACAUAAUCAUAGCCAGAUGAUUGAUUCUUUGGGUAACAUAUGAGAUACUUCUGAAUUGAUUUCCUGCUCGAGGCCUUUUGUGUUGUGUUUUUUUUUUUUUUUUGUUCAUACAAAGAUUCCAGAUCACGCCUGUGGCAUCAUUAAUUUUUCAACACUAAGUUGGUUAAAUGAAUUGCUGGCAAGUUUUUACGCCAUGCGUUACAAGUACAUGGAAAAUGAACCGAGCAAUUACACCAAAGGCACUUUGUUUUAUAUAGAUCCUGUUUGUUGCAGGAAGCCUUUCAAAGAAGCAGCUGGGAAAGGAUUUAACCCACUGUCUGAAGUACAAAAGUCUGCAUUUGUAAAAUGAGAUUGAUGCUGACCAUACCUGUCCAAUGAAUCAAACUGAGUAUUUUAUGCCCCAUGAGUUUGCUUGUAAAUGAACACCUGAUCCCAUUUCAACUGCUUGAAAAGAAUAAAUGAUUCCCAUGAAAGCAGAGUCUCUUUUGUACUUUUGGUUAGCAGACAGAGGAGGUGUUUUUAAGAUGUUUUAGCUUUCUGUUCAAGUGGCUUAUAAUUCCCAUUAGAACUUUGUCUCCCUUGCAAUGUUAAGUUUGAUGCAACUAUAGAAAGCAAACAAGGCACCAUCCGGGACAUUUGUGCCUACCUACCUGUAAGCGCUGUUGUACCAAAGCAUAGCUGUAAGGCGGAAAGGUGUGUUGGCAUAUUAGGAGGAUACAGUGUCGACCACUGUUUCAUUCAGUCUGGUCAGGUGUCCAGGCAUAGGUAGCCCUGGCCCUAUACGCUGUUCCUUAUUGACCUCGUGGCAGACGUGGGAGUGGUUGAUGAAAGCGGUGUAUCAGGUACAGCUGCCUUUCAUGAUACAGCAGGAUUGUAUGAUGAAGCCAUAGGAAAAACAGUCUUUAAUCUGCUGUUGUACGAUGCAAAAGUGCCUGGCUUGCAGGUAGUCCUUGAGUUAUGAUCAUUUGUUCGGAGACCAUUCAAAGUUGGAGCAGUGCUGAAUAAAUGGUACUUAACACACAGUCCUUGAAGUUACAGUUGUGUAGUAGGGCUUGAGGCGGAGAGGGUUCAAGCCGGGGUGGUUUGAAUCAGGAUGUGUCCUUGCCUAAAAAGUGGCAGGAUUUGGUUAACAAUGGCAAUGGGAAGUGUCAAGAUUGCCAUUGCUAAGUGGUGCUGUCAAGUGACCUCACGCUAUACAACCGCAUCACUUAACAACGGAAAUUCCAAUCCCAAUUACUGUCAUAACUCGAGGGCUACCUGUACUUGUUUUCUGAAUAACGUAAUUAUGUUGGUAGGAUUUGGUUUUUUAAAAAAAAAUAGUUGAGUUUCUCCAAGUGUUUUGGUGGUUUUAUUUUAUUUUUUGUUUGCUUGCUGUGAAUGAUCCUCUUUGAACCCGUGAGACUUCUAAUUAUAGAUGCUUUUUAUUUCAACUAUUUUAUUCCAACAGCAGAAUGGCUUACAAAGAUUUUUUAUCAGUUUAACUUUAGUGCUAGAAUUCAUAGAGCUCUACUUUACAUCUUAGCAGUUUUCUCACUUGUUCCAUGUCUCAUUCGGUUCUCAACCAGUACUGUGAUUUUUGCUCUAUUCUAGAGUCAGAUUUAAAAAAAAAAAAAGCAAAACAGAGUAAGAGAAACUGUCAUUUUUAUAUAUAUAUCUUUUCAAGGUGAUAUCCCAGUGACUUCAGUUGGAGUUCAUCCCAGAUUAAAUUUGCAAAGUCUACAGUCCCAAAAUGCUUGAUUCACAUAACUCUUUUCAGAAGUAAGAAAUUACUGUAUCAUGGUUGGUGAAGCCGAGAUGUAAUUACAAGAAUAAUUGUAUUCCUAGUCUCAUGGUUGUGAAUUAAAACAAUUUGGGGGAGUUGUAAUCUAGCAUAAUUUGGGAGCCCAGUUUAGGGAAGGCAAAAUUGAAUGAAGCGAAGAUGACCAGUGCGCUGGAGAGGGAUAUUUCAGGUUAAAAAAAAAAAACAUAAUUCUUACAUGGUGCACUUAACUCCCUUUUGACAAUCAAACAACCCUUUUAACCAUUUAUUCAGAGUUGCAUUUCACGGUGGAUUGUUGUACAUUUUGUCAGUCAACUAUGCAAAAAGAAAAGAAAUGUCAUUUAUAUCCCUUCCCCCAUCAGUACAGUCCUUAGGGACUAUGAACGUAGAGGCUAUUGAACACAAAUUAUGGUACACAGGACUGCUGCCAAAUUAUAUCGUCACGAGUCUCAUUUCAUUCUCAUCAGCUUUGAAUGCUGGACUUGUUUCUAGUAUAUUCAAGUUCAACCUUCAACACAUGACCAAGGUAAUUACAAUAAUCAUGACUGUUAAAUUGUUCCCUCCCUGCUACUCCAAUCUGCAGUUCAGGAUCUUUUCCAUAUUAAAAGAAAAAAAUGCAUCAGAGACAUUAUGCAUUGUUUCUGUAAACUGCCUUGGUGUUGCUCUGUAAGAUCUGAAUGAAUUUCUUCUGUGAUUGUGUUAAUGCUCCCGGUUCUUGCUGAUUAACGCAAAUGCUUUGGACGCUGCACAAUUCAAGUGAAUUCCAUGCAGAGCAAGUGUGAUUCGUUAGCAGUUUGUUUUUUAAAAGCCCAGGCAGACACUUCCGCGAAGCUCUUUAUGUAUUUUUGGAACAUGCUAUAUUGGAAUAAAAUAUAAGCAGCAAGCAAAUGCUCCAUGAUGGAAAACAA
Messenger RNA from Pantherophis guttatus, 11699 nucleotides. It is a transcript of the gene KBTBD11, whose product is annotated as kelch repeat and BTB domain containing 11. The record is from RefSeq and is a predicted model, not a curated record. NCBI's taxonomy places the organism in Eukaryota, Metazoa, Chordata, Lepidosauria, Squamata, Colubridae. Gene Ontology annotation, molecular function: protein binding.